Messenger RNA from Anolis carolinensis (green anole), 830 nucleotides. It is a transcript of the gene plekhj1, whose product is annotated as pleckstrin homology domain containing J1. The transcript has 6 exons. Gene Ontology annotation, cellular component: recycling endosome; trans-Golgi network; early endosome. The coding region runs from base 40 to 489 and encodes 149 amino acids. The record is from RefSeq and is a predicted model, not a curated record. Gene Ontology annotation, biological process: endosome organization; receptor recycling; retrograde transport, endosome to Golgi. NCBI's taxonomy places the organism in Eukaryota, Metazoa, Chordata, Lepidosauria, Squamata, Anolidae.
GUGAGAGAGAGCGAGGAAAGGGCGGCGCCGGCGGCGGCCAUGCGGUUCAACGAGCGGGAGCUGCUCUCGCUCUCCCGGCAGCCGGCGGAGAAAGCCGCCGAGGUGCUCAUGCGGGCGCCCAAGAAGGGAAGCCCCCUGAAGAAGCGCCUGGUGAAAUUGGUGGUCAAUUUUCUCUUUUAUUUCCGGACGGACGAAGCCGAGCCUAUUGGUGCUUUGCUGUUGGAACACUGUCGCAUCAACCAAGAGGAAGACACCGUCUUUUCCAUCAGUUUCUUAGAGGAGCCGGCGAGAAAAUACUACUUCGAGUGCGACUCUGAGGAGCAAUGCCAGGAAUGGAUCGAGGUGCUGCGAAGGGCCAGUUAUGAGUUCAUGAGGAGCAGCUUGAUCUUCUAUCGCAACGAGAUCCAGAAGAUGACCGGAAAGGAUCCCUUGGAGCAGUACGGCAUUUCGGAGGAAGCCCGUUUCCAGUUGGGAGCAAGGAAAGUGUGAUCGUAAACAUGCAGCACUCCGACUCCCAUCAUCCACAUCGACCGAUGGGACUCUUCGCAGGGAGAUCUCAUCCCGCUCUUCCUUUAUUGGCAGCUUGAAUGUACCUCCAAAACUUGCUGUGAAAACACGUUAACGUCGGGGCAUUUUGAACUCUUAGAACUUCAAGCUCAUCCUGGGCUUGUUUCUGUUGUGACGUCUGCCCUUUUCCCCACUGAGUAGCACCUGUUUUUAUUCUAUACGUGCAAUGAAAAGAUCGCUUUCUCGGUUAAAUAUUUCCGUAUUCUUUUUGUACACUAAUGUCCUUGUUCUCCUCACUAAAUAAAAUGUCUUGCCUUGUUUAA